AGCCAGCACCUCAUCGCGCCGCCAUGCACAAAGUCAUGGCUUCUGUCCGUAAAUCACCCUCCAACGAAGGCUUCCACCAUCUAGGCAUCGAUGGCGUGCUCAGAUCAUUCAACUCGAAACGAGAAGUCGUGGACUACAAUCAACUCAGUCCUGGAGAGGUCGAUGAUGUGGUUAGAGGUUACAAGGGCUUGAUUGAUAAUAAGAAAUUUGCAGAGUUGGAGCAGAAGUUCAGGGGUGUUGAUGGUAGAAAAGUUACGAAUGAGGAGGAUCUGUUGCAUCUGGGACCUGGUGUAAGACCUCAGACUCCACAAGCCUAGACUACACCACCUCCGACUCCACGGCCCCAGAAUCCACAACCCUCUCCAUGACAAUUGCAUAGAACCGAUCUGGAGGUUCAUAGAGUGGU
This is a messenger RNA of Aureobasidium pullulans EXF-150, 406 nucleotides long. RefSeq lists its product as uncharacterized. The coding region runs from base 24 to 317 and encodes 97 amino acids. The transcript has a single exon. Lineage: Eukaryota; Fungi; Ascomycota; Dothideomycetes; Dothideales; Saccotheciaceae. The record is from RefSeq and is a predicted model, not a curated record.